Neodiprion fabricii is the source of this 2762-nucleotide messenger RNA. Its product is annotated as laccase-14-like. Bases 150 to 2003 code for a protein of 617 amino acids. Lineage: Eukaryota; Metazoa; Arthropoda; Insecta; Hymenoptera; Diprionidae. Gene Ontology annotation, cellular component: plasma membrane. The transcript has 10 exons. Gene Ontology annotation, biological process: iron ion transport. The record is from RefSeq and is a predicted model, not a curated record. Gene Ontology annotation, molecular function: oxidoreductase activity; copper ion binding.
GAUGACCGGACACUUGAUCUUCGGUGUCCAGCGGCAGUUCUACUCCACUCCCGUUACUGAGUAUUCUGAAACGGGUAUCCCGCUAUUUUCCUCUACGUACUCCUGUCCUGGUUUUCUGUUGCUCAUAAGUCGGAGUAGCGGCUUCAGUCAUGGCGCCGUUGUCGAGAGGAAUUAUAAUUGUUUUGCUCGCGGUUUCAGCGGCGCAAAUCGUAAAGAAGACCGGAAAAUCAUUACUAGAUCAGUACCGUUAUUGCUCCAGGCCAUGUGUUCCUGCUUCAGAGACCAAGAAGUGCCGCUAUCAAUUUUCUGUCAGUGAAUUGCCGAAUUUGAACAGCGUCUGUUAUGCAUCCCACGGGAAUAACACCAUCCUACCUGACUGCCCGGAAGGUUAUUUCGAUAACGGAGUUCUGGGUAUCAACGGGAUGUCUCCAGGUCCACAAAUCGAGAUUUGCCUGGGAGACACAUUGGAGGUGAUCCUGAAGAACGAUUUGGGCACUACGGAAAUGUCUUUGCAUUGGCAUGGACUUUCCCAGAAGGGUUCAGCUCACAUGGACGGUGUUCCGAUGGUGACGCAGUGUCCAGUAUUGCCUUUUUCGAGUUUCCGAUACGAGAUGAAGCCGGAUAUAGCAGGGAGUUACCUUUACUAUGCUCAAUCAGCACCGCAGCAGGGUGAUGGAAUUUACGGGGCGCUUAUAGUUCGUGAACCAGGGAGUGACCCAAACGCCGAAAAGACAUUGUUAAUAUCGACGAGGCUAGAAGCACCUUUGACCCAGCUCUGGCCUGAAGUUUCAGCGCCGACGGAUCUUAUGGUGAACGGUCAGAGCGAUGGCUACCGGAUAUCUGUUGAUCGGAAUCGGCGCUAUCUUAUGCGUUUGAUCAAUGCAAAUGCUAUCGCGUGUCCGGUCGUAUUGUCAAUUGCGGAUCAUAAACUUCUAGCCGUUGCAGUCGACGGUGGAAAAGUUGAUAGCCGGACCCCUGCUUCUCACGUCGUGCUCUUCCCGGGUGAAAGAUUCGAUUUGACAUUGGAAACAAAUCAGGCACCUGGCAGAUAUUUGGUCAAAGUUCAGGGCAUGGGAGAGUGCAAGGAUCUGUUCCACGCGGCAUCUUUAGACUACGAAGGGUCUUCGAAAUCUUCGACCAUUACCGGAUCUGCGAUUCGUUUGUCCGAGGAUGACAUCGUGUCGCUGGAAAAAGGCCACAAGUGUUACCGAGUGUCUAGAGGCAUACUGUGUUCCCUGGAUACGAGAGGAUUCGCUGACAAGUCGAUCCAGAAUCACCCCGGCGAAACAGUUUAUGUUUCCUUCGACGUCAACACCCUGGGCGACAUCACCGACGAAAUGACUGACUUCAAAUACAACAUUUAUCGCUUUAGCCACUAUCCCACGUACCUGAGUCUGUCGACGACUGAGGCAAGAAUUCCUCAAAUCAAUGGGAUGACAUUCAGAUAUCCUCCAUCCCCGAUACUCAGUCAGCCGGAAAACACGCCGGAUGAUAUUCUCUGCUCACUCGAGGCGAAGUCUGAGUUUUGCGAAAACACACCCCGGUUCUGCGAGUGUCUACAAAUCUUCGAAGUGCCUGUUAACGAGACAGUCGAAUUAGUCAUCAUAGACGAAGGAUUUGGUGGAAAUGCUUCCCAGACCUUCCACGUCCACGGUUACCAGCUGAGUGUCGUUGGCGCUGAUAGCUUCGAAAAGCCCGUGACGAAGGCAGAGGUCAAAGCUCUUGAUCUCAGUCAAGGAUUGCCCCGCAACUUGUCGAAUCCUCCGAAAAAAGAUACUUUUACAGUUCCUAACAAGGGCUACGCCAUUGUUCGUUUCCGUACUGAUAAUAUUGGAUACUGGCUCUGGGAGGCAAGAAGCACUGGAAUAUCACCUACGACGUCCAGUCCUGGUAUGCAAUUUUUGAUGCAGGUCGGUUCCCGCGAAAACAUGCCGACAGUACCAAUAGAUUUUCCGUCAUGUGGGAAUAAUAAAAAACCGGAUAUGAUAUUUGAGAUUAAUUAAAUAAAAUUAUGCAUAAUUAUUAUUUAGAUUCUUAAAUUGUACAUUUAUAUACAUUCUAUUUAUUCAUUGUUCUGUAAUUUAUACAUGUUCCAUGUAACAGUUAGUAAACAAUGCAGGCAUUUAAUUUUGCAGUGUAGUUAAAAAAAAGUGUUUUACUCACUUUAGUCUCUCAGUUUAAAGUAUCUCGAAACUUGGAAGUAAGAAGUCAAAGCGUUUCUUCAGUCAACGCUGAAAGAGUCAAGUUUUUGUAAAAGGAAUUAAAAAAAUUCUACCUAUUUAUAUGCGGCUGAUGCACACCGGGGCGUUAUAUUUUUGACUAGCCGGUGACGCUGUCUUGCAUAAAAUUUAUAAAUCAUAAAAUACAAUGGAAUACUUUCCAAGUGAUUUGUGACUGUGCGUAGGCAACCAUCAAUUCAUAAGCGUUAAGGAGUACAGAAAUUGCCUACAUACAGGCGUACAUCGAAAUAUAAGCAUUGUUAUGCUUAAGGUAAACAUUUUUUAAGUUUUUUCAUUACUACUUAUGUAAGGUUUGAUACUCGAAAACAAUAGUACUAAAGCUCAAAUUUGAAUUCACAAAUUAUCCUUCUACCAAUAAGUAACACAAUCGAGCUUGGACACGGAAUAAAAUAGAAAUGAUCUUAAACGCCACUCAAGAUUAUUAGACAUAUGCGGACACACCUCGUUUGGACAAAAGGGACCAGGCAUUGAAAAAUUUCGAAUUUUUUCAUCUUUUUUUCAUAUCCUGUUACUAUAAUCUCU